GGGCUGCCCUUGCCCCCCGCCGAGUUCCGGGCCAGUCCCUGCGCGAGCUGAUUGGCUGGAGCGGUGCCCGGGCUGCGCGGCAAUAGGUGAGCCUGGGAGGGGACGGGCGGGGCUGGAGGACCGCCCCUCCCUCCUGGGGUCGGCCGCUGAGCUAAGCCGCGGGCAGGCGGACCGACGGACUGACGGGAGGGACUGGAGGCAGCAAGAUGGCGCAGACUCAGGGCACCAGGAGGAAAGUCUGUUACUACUACGACGGGGAUGUUGGAAAUUACUAUUAUGGACAAGGCCACCCAAUGAAGCCUCACCGAAUCCGCAUGACUCACAAUUUGCUGCUCAACUAUGGCCUCUACCGAAAGAUGGAAAUCUAUCGCCCUCACAAAGCCAAUGCUGAGGAGAUGACCAAGUACCACAGUGACGACUACAUUAAAUUCUUGCGCUCCAUCCGUCCAGAUAACAUGUCUGAGUACAGCAAGCAGAUGCAGAGAUUCAACGUUGGUGAGGACUGUCCAGUAUUUGAUGGCCUGUUUGAGUUCUGUCAGUUGUCUACUGGUGGCUCUGUUGCAAGUGCUGUGAAACUUAAUAAGCAGCAGACGGACAUCGCUGUGAAUUGGGCUGGGGGCCUGCACCACGCAAAGAAGUCCGAGGCAUCUGGCUUCUGUUACGUCAAUGAUAUCGUCUUGGCCAUCCUGGAACUGCUAAAGUAUCACCAGAGAGUGCUGUAUAUUGACAUUGAUAUUCACCAUGGCGAUGGCGUGGAAGAGGCCUUCUAUACCACAGACCGGGUCAUGACUGUGUCCUUUCAUAAGUAUGGAGAGUACUUCCCAGGAACUGGGGACCUACGGGAUAUUGGGGCUGGCAAAGGCAAGUAUUAUGCUGUUAACUACCCACUCCGAGAUGGGAUUGAUGACGAGUCCUAUGAGGCCAUUUUCAAGCCGGUCAUGUCCAAAGUAAUGGAGAUGUUCCAGCCUAGUGCAGUGGUCUUACAGUGUGGCUCAGACUCCCUCUCCGGGGAUCGCCUGGGUUGCUUCAAUCUGACCAUCAAAGGGCAUGCCAAGUGUGUGGAAUUUGUCAAAAGCUUCAACCUGCCUAUGCUGAUGCUGGGAGGAGGUGGUUAUACCAUUCGUAAUGUUGCCCGGUGCUGGACAUACGAAACAGCUGUGGCUCUAGACACAGAAAUCCCUAAUGAACUUCCAUAUAAUGACUACUUCGAAUACUUUGGACCAGAUUUCAAACUUCACAUCAGUCCUUCCAAUAUGACUAACCAGAACACUAAUGAGUACCUAGAGAAGAUCAAACAGCGGCUCUUUGAGAAUCUGAGAAUGCUGCCCCAUGCACCCGGGGUCCAAAUGCAGGCAAUUCCUGAGGAUGCCAUCCCUGAGGAGAGUGGUGAUGAGGAUGAAGAAGACCCUGACAAGCGCAUCUCAAUCUGUUCCUCUGACAAACGAAUUGCCUGUGAGGAAGAGUUCUCUGACUCCGACGAGGAGGGAGAAGGUGGCCGCAAGAACUCUUCCAACUUCAAGAAAGCCAAGAGAGUCAAAACAGAGGAUGAGAAAGAAAAAGAUGCGGAAGAGAAGAAAGAGGUCACAGAAGAGGAUAAAACCAAGGAGGAGAAGCCAGAAGCCAAAGGGGUCAAAGAGGAGGUCAAAUUGGCCUAAGCAGACCUCUCCAGCUUGGGCUUCUUGCCAAGUCCUCCCUACCUUUCUCCCUCUAACCCUUCAGAUUUUAUAUUUUCUAUUUCUCUGUAUAUUUAUAUAAAAUAUAUUAAAUAUAAAUGUCCCUAGGGACUAGAGUAGGAGCCAGGGCCCUUGAGUGCAGGAGAGCUAUGCUGGGGAAACUUCUAGCAGCUGUCUUGCUCCCCAUCCUUCCCCAAGUCUUAGUUUUAAACCACAAAGGGUACAGAUCUGGAUGGAAGCGAUGCACCCAUAAAAUGAAAUCCUGACAUGCUGAGGGGCUCCUUUGUAGCUUUGGAAAAGGAGCUCUGUUACGUGUUGUAGAUGGUAUGGAUGCAUCUUCAGGGGCCCCCUGUUCUUCGGGUUCCUAAGGUUAACAUCAGCCAUUUUUAGAUUGGUUCUGUUCUCAUACCUUCACACUGGCCCCAGGUGAGGUAAGAAACUCACACUGCCCUCUGUCUUCCCCAUUUUGCAGGUGGAGGUUGGUAGUCUAGCUUCCUUUCUUUGAGACAUUUUCAUUUUUGUGAGACUCUUUGUAAUAAAAUGGUACAUUUCUAUAUUCUCCUGAGUUUGUUUCCUAGCAUUUUCCCUUUGUUGUUGUCAACAUGGCAUCCACAUGGCACCCCUGCCCUUUUGAUACCUUUCUGGGUAACCUUCACCCCCCCAAAAAAAAAUCAAAACAACUUACCUGCCUUCUUAGCCCUUCCCGAGGUUUCCACCAGUUUCCUCAUCUUACCCCCAGAUAACCACACUCAUUAAAGCACCACUAAAGGGAUGACAUUUAUUCCUUUUCCAAAUGUUACAGUAAAACCAGGUGGUAGAGAAUGGUUUUAGCAAUUAGAAAAAAAAAAAAGUACAAAUCUGGGGUUUGGCCAUUAAAAGUUAUUUACAACAAUGGGA
Messenger RNA from Fukomys damarensis (Damara mole-rat), 2570 nucleotides. It is a transcript of the gene Hdac1, whose product is annotated as histone deacetylase 1. NCBI's taxonomy places the organism in Eukaryota, Metazoa, Chordata, Mammalia, Rodentia, Bathyergidae. The coding region runs from base 207 to 1655 and encodes 482 amino acids. The record is from RefSeq and is a predicted model, not a curated record. The transcript has 14 exons. Gene Ontology annotation, molecular function: histone deacetylase activity.